Coregonus sp. 'balchen' is the source of this 2557-nucleotide messenger RNA. The record is from the annotation of a GenBank genome assembly. Lineage: Eukaryota; Metazoa; Chordata; Actinopteri; Salmoniformes; Salmonidae.
GUGGAGUGUGAUAUGUGCGGUCAUUGCUGUAUGACCCAGGAGGGUCUGGACCUCCACCGGCUGUCCCAUACGGGUCAGACCCCCCUACGCUGCCCCCUGUCCCCCUGCAGACGGCGCUUCGCUUCCAGCUCAGCCCUAGGGGAGCACAUCGUGGCCCACUGCCAGGGGACUCUGGGGAAGGGCCGCGGCUCCAAGAGGUUCCACUGCCAGAUCUGUGGCAAGGACUUUGCCUACACAUCCACCUUCAACGUCCACAUGAGGAUCCACACCGAUGAGAGGCCCUUCGAGGUGAGGGGGUGGGGAUGUGGGUGGGUGUGUGUGUGUGGGGGGGGGGUUGAGUUAGUGGAGGUGGGCCUUUAAACUAAGGGACAAAACAGUGGGUGGCCCGCCUAUCACCUCUGACCACAGCACAUCGACCAUCAUUUUCGGAAAAUUUCCCGACGAUUCUACAGUUGACACCCUGCAGGUGAUCUAGUGCACACGACUGACGUUCGUUACGGUGUGUCUUGUCCUGAAGUGAUUAAAACACAGUCCGCUACAAGGGAUCAAUGAGAUUUGUCAAUUAUUUUAGCAGUAGCAGAAAAGGCCGUCCGCACAAGACUUUGGUCGUUGUUCUGCCUCUGGUUAUUUUAUUAUUGUUUCAUUCCCUUCUCACUUACAUUUACAUUUUAGUCAUUUAGCAGACGCUCUUAUCCAGAGCAAUUAGGGUUAAGUGCCUUGCUCAAGGGCACAUCAACAGAUUUUUUACCUAGUCAGCUCGGGGAUUAGAACCAGCGACCUUUCGGUUACUGGCACAACGCUCUUAACCACUAAGCUACCUGUGGUUAAGCUACCUGCCCCCCUGCUGCUUCCCCAACGGACAUUCACCCUGCCUCCACACCCCAAUGGAAAUGUAUCAUGUAAAUAUGUAUAUGUUAUUGUUGUAUUAUUGUUUCAUUCACUUCUCUUUUUGACCUACACUGUUGGAGCGCAAAGCUUAACAAUUUCACUGUACCCAGCAAUUACAUCUGCGACCCUGUGCAUGUGACUAAUAAACUCAUCUAAUCUAAGAAAUAAAAGCUGUGGUUGUGGUCACCCCAGUGUAUUAUGCCCGCUGGUGUCCUCCCUCCCUCUCUACAGUUCCUAUGAUUAAUGAGUGGGGCUGAGUUAGAGCCUGCCAGCUCCCCUCUGUGUUGCUAUUCUGGGACCCAGCUCCACUGGGCACCGUCCGGACAGGCAGGAAGGCCCUAAACACAGGACCAACCAGCCUUUCUGCUCACUGUGACAGAACACCCCCAGGCUUCUAUAGUUCAGUAAAAAUGCAGUCAAAGCUGUAAAGGUAUUGGUGAGAAAAUGUCCCUGCCGAUUCCCUCUGGUUCUACUAAUGGUAGGCUUAGUCUCUGUGGUCAUUCAGUAUGGCAGACAGGCAGGUUACACUGCUGUGUGGAAAAAGAUAAAUGUCCUGCAGUAGUAGUGGAGCUCUGUUCUGUUAGCUUCCUUUGUUUUCUGUUCAGUCCCCUGUGUCCCUCUUUCUGUUCUUUAUCUCUACCUACCAUUGUCCUCUGCCCUCCCUCUCUCUCUCUCUCUCUCUCUCUCUCUCUCUCUCUCUCUCUCUCUCUCUCUCUCUCUCUCUCGCUCUCUCGCUCGCUCCCCCCCCCUCACAUUGUUUUUCUACCCCUCCUAUUCUUCUGCCUCUUCAGCCAGAAGUGCUGUCUCUGCAAAUUUGGAGAAGUGUUUCAGAAAAUAUUGUUUUCAAGAUAUGAAAUCUAUGAAUUUUAAUGUCCGCUCUUCUCCUCUUGUCCUUGUUCUCUUGUUAUGUCUUCCGAUCCUACCCAUCCUUCUCCCCGCCACUCUUCUUCCUCCUCUCUCCUCUUCAACUUCUCCUCCCUCUUUCUUUCUGUUCACCCUCUCUCUCUCUUCUCCCCUCCUCCCACUCUCUGCCCUGUCCCCCCCCCAUGUUCCCUCCUCCUCCUUUCUCAGUGUUCUACGUGUGGGAAGCGUUUCCGCCAGCUGCCCCACCUUAAGGACCAUGAGCGUAUCCACAGUGGCCUGCGGCCCUUCUGCUGCUGGGUGUGUGGUAAGGCCUUCAGUGUGGCCGGCCGUCUUACUGAGCACGCCCGCAUCCACAGCGGAGAGACGCCAUACACCUGCCACCGCUGCCCCUCAGCCUUCCGCUCACGCUCCAACCUCGACAAACAUAUCCGUCUCCACGACGACGGAACGGGCGGAAACACGGCCACUGAUGCAGAGGCGGAAGGGGCGAGGGUGCUCUUGUCUACAGGGACAGGGUCGGGUGGCGAGGGGGAGUCGGCGGUGCAGACCAUUCUGCUUGUCCAGGCGGAUGGAACCACAGAGGGGGUGAUGGUGCCAGCCUGUGCCCGUCUCAGAGCACUCCUCUGGGGCUAUGUUCUCUGGGCAGGCUGGGUCCUCCCAGGUGGUGUUCUUGGGUGGUCAGGCCAUCUCUGUCCCCUCCCUCUCAGCCAUCAUGGAGGGACAUGAGAUCCCCUCGGUCACUAUGGUAGAGGGACAGGACGUACCACACACCAUAGAGUUCAUCCUAGAGGAGACCAUCUCAUAG